This is a messenger RNA of Clonostachys rhizophaga, 540 nucleotides long. The record is from the annotation of a GenBank genome assembly. NCBI's taxonomy places the organism in Eukaryota, Fungi, Ascomycota, Sordariomycetes, Hypocreales, Bionectriaceae.
AUGGAUAAGCCAAAUACUCCCACUUUGGGUACGGAUGAUGCUGAGUCGACGGCUUUCGAAAGCACAUCGAGCUUGAAGCGUUCACCAACAAACUCAUCAUAUUACGACUUUGAUAACGUACCCUGGGACGGUAAACAUGGCCGAAGUUGGAUGCAUGCUUGGCGUGCUAAAUUCCGGCAGAUAGGCUUAACCCUCGACGGUGUUCGAUCUACUAUCAGUAGAGUCACCACGUCACGGUUCGACGGUGUAUACCCCAGCUAUUUUGGCAACAAGGAGGAGCUUCCUUUGAAAACCGAAUCAGAGCCUAUCUCCAAUCCGACAGAGAAUGCAGACACUAAAGGCUGGCUUCACCAUCCUCUGAUACCCGGCCGUACCGCAACCUUUUCUGGCGGCACGCAAGAGCCCGGGGUUGUAAGAAGUGUCUAUGCCCCCAGCGAUCCUACCACAUUCGACGUUGUCUAUCAUAUAGGUACAGAAGGGUCCGAUAAUAGGGAGUUUAGAUUGGCGACAUACCACCCAGCUGUCAAGCAGGUGGGCUAA